AUGGAGGGUGUGAAUCAGUCAGUAACCUCUGACUUCCUUCUGGUGGGCCUCUGCAGCCACUCAGGGUCAUGUCCACUACUCUUCUCCCUGGUGGCUGCCAUGUUUAUCGUGGGCCUUCUGGGCAACUCCAUUCUGCUCUUCCUGAUCUGCAUGGACCCCCGGCUCCACACACCCAUGUACUUUCUGCUCAGUCAACUUUCCCUCUUUGAUGUUGGUUUCCCCCUGAUCACCAUCCCCAAGAUGGCAUCUGACUUCCUGCGGGUAGAAAGUUCCAUCACCUUUGGGGGCUGUGCAGCUCAAAUAUUCUUCCUUACGCUUCUGGGUGUGGCUGAGGGCACCCUGUUGGCUCUCAUGUCCUAUGACCGCUAUGUUGCUGUGUGCCACCCGCUGCGGUAUCCUGUGCUUAUGAGGCGCCAGGUGUGCCUGCUCAUGGUGGGCUGCUCCUGGGUGGCAGGUGUGCUCAACGCCUCCAUCCAGACUUCCAUCACCCUGCACUUUCCCUACUGUGCCUCCCACACUGUGGACCACUUCUUCUGUGAGGUGCCAGCCCUGCUUCCGCUCUCCUGCGCAGACACCUCGGCCUAUGAGUUGGCGCUGUCCAUCUCAGGGGUGCUGAUCCUUGUGCUUCCCCUUUCCCUCAUCGCCAUCUCCUAUGGCCACGUGUUGAGAGCGGUUCUAUGCAUGCACUCAGAGGAGGCCCGACAUAAGGCUUUCACCACCUGCUCCUCGCAUAUCACAGUUGUGGGGCUGUUUUAUGGUGCAGCGGUGUUCAUGUACAUGGUACCAGGGGCCUACCAUAGCCCACAACAGGACAAUGUGACCUCCCUUUUCUACAGUGUUAUCACCCCCAUGCUGAACCCUCUCAUCUAUAGUCUGAGGAACCGGGAAGUACGAAUGUCUUUGGUCAAACUGAUCAGCAGAUCUAGGCUCAGGCCAAAGUGA
Messenger RNA from Pipistrellus nathusii (Nathusius's pipistrelle), 942 nucleotides. The record is from the annotation of a GenBank genome assembly. NCBI's taxonomy places the organism in Eukaryota, Metazoa, Chordata, Mammalia, Chiroptera, Vespertilionidae.